AUGUCGGCUACCUUCCUCGCGGCCGCAUCACGCCGGCGGCAGGACGCCGCGUCCCAGGCAGGGCCAGGACCCAGCAGCCUGCCUGCCGGCUUCCUUCCGCUACCGGUGGUCGACGGCGCGACGCUGACGUACGAGCGCUUUCUGCGCGAGUACGCGCUGCCGCGGCAGCCCUGCCUCAUCACCAACCUCGGGCCAAGCUGGCGCGCGCGGGAGUGGAGCGCCGAGUACCUGCUAGCGCACGAGGGCGUGGACCAAACACACCGGGUGCACAUGGCGGACGGGCCGCCGCAGGAGGCGAAGGAGAGGCAGCACUGUAUCCGAGCGACUGCGAGUCGACUGCUCGCGGCUGAACCCAGCCUCCUCUGCGUGUCUAGGCGGACGACGGUCGGCAAGGCGCUCGAGGCGGUGCGGCGUGCCGGCGGGCGGCCAGUCUACCUCUCCGCGUGGGACUACGUGCGUGAAAACAGCGCGCUGCAGGCCGAUUUCGACGUGCCUCGCUACUUCGAGCGCACGGCCGGCUCUGGCUCUGAAACACACGUCGACACGAACCUCACCUCGGCCUGGCUGUGGGUGGCCGCGGGAGAGAAGGAGUGGGUCUGCGCGCACGGCGGCGACCACGAACUGCUCACGAGCGGCAGCGGGAGCCGCGCGUUCGGGUACAAGGACGACGACGACGACGGCGGCGCGCCGCUCCCCGACCUCUUCGCACGCGACCUCUUCGAGGCGUGGCCUCACGCCCGCUCUGCGCGGCUCUACCGCGGCGUGCAGCGCGCCGGGGACGUGUGCUACAACCCGAGCCGGUGCGUGCACGCCGUGCGCAACUUGGGUGGCCCGGCCGGCGUGGUCACUUCGCUCACGCACAACUUUGUGGACGCGAGCAACUUGGCGGACGUGGCCGCCGACGCGACGCGUUCGAUCAACGAGGAGCUGCUGCCCAUGGCACGCCGCCUCAGGCGCGCGCGCAGCCUCAAGCCGCGCAGUUUCCUCAAGUCGCUGGCAAAGUCGUUGCGCAUCGAGCGGGAGGCGCUGGUCGCAGCGCUCGUCGAGCUGCCGCAACUGCUGAGCGACGAGCGGCUCGAGGAGGUGCUGCACGGCCGGAUGGCGGCGGUGCGACCCGCGUUUGAGCGCGCGGCGCGCGGGCUCAGGGAGGCGUUGCAGCUCGACGCCGAUGGCGACACGCCGACAGUGCAUGCAUCGAGCACGGAGCAGCCAGCCUGCACUUGA
Molecule: messenger RNA, 1224 nt
Organism: Emiliania huxleyi CCMP1516
Lineage: Eukaryota; Haptophyta; Isochrysidales; Noelaerhabdaceae
Exons: 7
Coding region: 1-1224 (407 amino acids)
Biological process (GO): protein hydroxylation; positive regulation of translational termination; negative regulation of gene expression
Cellular component (GO): nucleus; cytoplasm
Molecular function (GO): histone H4R3 demethylase activity; sequence-specific DNA binding
Source: RefSeq, a predicted model, not a curated record